Lottia gigantea (owl limpet) is the source of this 270-nucleotide messenger RNA. RefSeq lists its product as hypothetical. Gene Ontology annotation, molecular function: 2 iron, 2 sulfur cluster binding. The record is from RefSeq and is a predicted model, not a curated record. Gene Ontology annotation, cellular component: intracellular membrane-bounded organelle. The annotation marks the transcript as partial. NCBI's taxonomy places the organism in Eukaryota, Metazoa, Mollusca, Gastropoda, Lottiidae. The transcript is spliced from 2 exons.
GGAAAAAUAUUUGAUAAGAAACCGUUUCAGAUAGAAUUGCAAGCCGGUAAAAAAUAUUACUGGUGUCUUUGUGGAGCUAGUAAAACACAGCCGUUUUGUGACGGAAGCCAUAAAGUUUUAUGGGGAUACCAAGAAAUAAAAACAGAUUACAAAUGGCAGCCAUUGAAUUUCACAGUAGAUGAAACCAAAAACUACUGGCUUUGUAAUUGUAAACAAUCUAAUAAUCGGCCAUUUUGUGACGGCACUCAUAAACAAGAACAUAUCCAAAGA